GGCACUUUUUUCAUGUGUGUCAGUGUCAGAUCUCUAUUUUCUGGUUAGAGUGGAGGCUUUACACUGGACUGCAGGUGAACUUGGAUCCCUUCCCUGUUCGUCUCCUCUCCAAAGGGAACCCUCAAACUAAACUCUUCCCUGUUAACCCACUUAGACGCUCCGAUCUCCCCUGUGGGGGCUUCUCUGAAGCGUCCGUCCUACUCUAGUUUUUUUUAUUUAUUAAUUAUUUAUUUUUUGGGGGAGAGGAAAGCGAAAAAAAAAAGAGAGAGAGAGAAAAAGCCGAACCAAGCAAAAAGGGGGGUUACUGGGAAGGAAGACACCCCCCUCCCAAAGGUGAGAGGGGGGGAAGAUGGCAGCUCUCGCCAGCUCUCUCAUCAGACAGAAACGGGCGGUCAAGGACGACCAAGCCAACCGACCGGUAGCCAACAAGCGCAAGCCCUGUCCAAAGAGCAACAAGUCCCUGUGCCAGAAACAGAUCCUGGUCUUGAUCUCCAAAGUGCGACUAUGCGGGGGUCGAAAAGGUCGAAACGAGAAGAGACCGGAGCCGCAGCUGAAGGGCAUUGUUACCCGGCUAUACAGCCAACAUGGAUACUACCUGCAGAUGCAGCCUGACGGCACCAUGGACAGCACAAGGGAUGAAAGCAGCUCAUUUUCACAGUUCAACUUAAUUCCAGUGGGACUGCGGAUUGUGGCAAUCCAGGGGGCAAAGACAGGCCUGUACCUUGCCAUGAAUAGCGAAGGAUACCUCUAUACCUCGGAGCACUUCACUCCGGAGUGUAAGUUCAAGGAGAGUGUGUUUGAGAACUACUACGUUACGUACUCCUCCAUGCUCUAUCGCCAGACCCAGUCUGGCCGCUCCUGGUAUAUCGGUAUCAACCGUGACGGCCAGAUCAUGAAGGGCAACCGGGUGAAGAAGACCAAAGGAGCUGCACACUUCCUGCCCAAAGUUAUAGAGGUUGCGAUGUAUAAGGAGCCGUCGCUACACGAGCUCGCCAGCGAACCGGUGAGUCCUCCCCGGAAGACGGUGAAGACGUCGGACUCGCCGUCCCUGAAGAACGGACGGAAAGAAACUCCCAAGGCCGAUGCGUCAUAGCACAGGAGACUGAGGGUGGGACAGAAAAGGGCAGCAGUGACACUGGGAACACAGCCGCCCACUAUGCACUGAGGGUGGCUGAGGGGAACGGGCCCCUCACUGGCCCGCCACAUUCCCAAAGUGCACUAUAAGAUGCUGAGGGAUAAAAAGGGUCGGCAGUCCAUCAGCAGCCAAGACGCCCUGAGAGAGAAGUCCCCCCCUCACCUGUCCCCACAGAAAGAGAAACCCAGGGCCUGAGCCAGAACUGCUACCGACUCCCUGCCCCCACUGUUUGUCUCUGACUCCCUUCAUUUCUCUGUUAUGCUCAAGCUUUUCUGUCCAACAGACAAUUCUGUCUUUUCCGUCCUUUUUCUCACAUGCCUACCCACCGUCUGGCUCUAUUGUACUGUAUAUUCACCACUCACGCAUUUCCAGCACUGACUCGGCAUCAUAAUCCUCAACCCCGUGGUCCCCCCUCUCUCUUGAGCCCUAAAGUUGGUGACAGUGUGGCUCAGCCAGCUUUCCACCCACCAUCUGCCGAGCAGCUCAGCUAAUCACCGAGGUCAACUAAAGCUCAAAGCGAGAUGAAACAGCUCAGAGAGGAAACGAUAUCAGCAGGAAUCCUGGGUCAGGGCAGGUCAGCUGAGCGAUGGAAGGUGUGUGUG
Messenger RNA from Acanthopagrus latus (yellowfin seabream), 1737 nucleotides. It is a transcript of the gene fgf11b, whose product is annotated as fibroblast growth factor 11b. The transcript is spliced from 5 exons. Gene Ontology annotation, cellular component: cytoplasm. The coding region runs from base 350 to 1093 and encodes 247 amino acids. The record is from RefSeq and is a predicted model, not a curated record. Gene Ontology annotation, biological process: regulation of cell migration; positive regulation of cell population proliferation; fibroblast growth factor receptor signaling pathway. Gene Ontology annotation, molecular function: fibroblast growth factor receptor binding; growth factor activity. Lineage: Eukaryota; Metazoa; Chordata; Actinopteri; Spariformes; Sparidae.